Oryza brachyantha (malo sina) is the source of this 1551-nucleotide messenger RNA. RefSeq names its product NAC domain-containing protein 45-like. Gene Ontology annotation, biological process: regulation of DNA-templated transcription. NCBI's taxonomy places the organism in Eukaryota, Viridiplantae, Streptophyta, Magnoliopsida, Poales, Poaceae. The record is from RefSeq and is a predicted model, not a curated record. Gene Ontology annotation, molecular function: DNA binding. The transcript has 3 exons. Bases 120 to 1235 code for a protein of 371 amino acids.
UCCAUCGCCUCCACCUUUCUUGCUUGUGCCACCAAGCUACCUAUCUCCUUCGUCUCUCUCUAGCUAGAGCUUCAGUACGUUAGUUCUUCCUCUCGAUCUUCAGUCGAUCAGCUGCAAGCAUGGUGGAGACUACUGCUAAUUCCCUCGUGAAGUCGGAGCAAGAUGGCGUAGGCCUGUUCUUGCCUCCAGGCUUCAGGUUCCAUCCCACCGAUGAUGAGGUAAUUUUAAGCUACCUCCUGCAGAAAUUCCUCAACCCUAGCUUCACCUCCUUGCCCAUCGGCGAUGUCGACCUCAACAAGUGCGAGCCAUGGGAUCUUCCAAGCAAGGCGAGGAUGGGGGAGAAGGAAUGGUUCUUUUUCGCCCACAGGGGCAUGAAAUACCCAACAGGCCUGCGCACCAACCGGGCCACGAAGGAGGGCUACUGGAAGGCCACCGGCAAGGACAGGGAGAUCUUCAAGCCUAGCAGCAAUGGAGGUAGCAAGCAGCUGGUUGGGAUGAAGAAGACGCUGGUGUUCUACAAGGGCAGGGCUCCCAAGGGCAGCAAGACCAACUGGGUGAUGCACGAGUUCCGUCUCCACGCCAACCUCCACAACCACAACCCAAACCUACGUCUCAACCCCAAGGAUGAGUGGGUUGUGUGCAAGGUGUUCCACAAGAAGGGAGACGAAGCCACGCAGAUGCAGGCUACUACCGUGGAGGACGUCUCUGCCGGAACCCCCAACAACGGCAGCUACGUCGAAGCCAACGACGACGUCAUCGCCGAUUACUUCUUUCAGCUGGACUCCGUCGAUCCAAGCAUCUACUUCAGCAGCCCUGCUGCCAGCAGCAGCUUGUCGGCGCCGCCGGACAACGACGCGGUGCCGUACAGUUCCGUUGCUGCCAACGGUGCAACUCCGACGACGACUAGUACUACUAAUGGUAGCUUCCAGCUGCCUAACUACAGCGUGAGUGGUGUCUCCUCUUGGAAUAAUAUGCCUACGCCUGGAGCAGCUGCAGGAGUAGUACUCCAUGGCCAUGGAAGCAGCUACAGCUUGCAGCACCAGGCAGCAAUGGUGAAAGCCCUAGAAGAUGUCAUUCGUGUCCCGGAUUUUGGUACUGUACAGAUGCCGAGCAGCAACAAGGGUUUACCAACAAGGUCGGCGACGGCUGGAGCUUUGCAGCAGAAUUAUCCUCUUGGCAUGCCGCAUUACAAGCUACAGAACUAUGGGGAUACUUAUCUACGGGACAGAUCGUAAUAGCUAUCUACUUCUACUGCUGUUGCUGCAUGCUGCUAGCUGUUUACUGUGUGCUGAUGAUUUUGGUUUACUGAAUUGAUCGAGCAUGGACAUGCAUACGAUUUAUUAGGAAUAUAUAUAUAUGAGCAACUUUGUUGAUUGCUUCAUUGCUUAGUUCGUAGUUAAGUAGCUAGCUUGAGAGAUCAUAUCUAUACUAGUACUCCGUUUGUUUAAUUUGGCCCCUUUUGUAUAGAGAUAUAUCAUGACCUUGUUUUUUUGUCUUUUUUUCAUCAGUUUUAUGUUUUUUGGUGACUCUGAUUGAUGAUACAUGUUCUUA